AUGUCAAUGUUGUCAUCAGAACUGGAUCCAUACAGGAUUCAGUUGAAGAAUGUCACCGAAGUCACCAUGUUUAUAUUACUGGGUUUCACAGAUGAUUUUGAGCUUCAAGUCUAUCUCUUUCUACUAUUUCUUGCAAUCUAUAUUUUUACUCUGGUAGGGAAUCUGGGACUGGUUUUAUUAGUAGUGAUUGAUUCCAGACUCCACAACCCAAUGUACUAUUUUCUGAGUGUAUUAUCUUUCUUAGAUGCCUGCUAUUCUUCAGCCAUAACCCCAAAAAUGUUGAUAAAUUUCCUGACAGAGCAUAAAGUCAUUUCAUUCCUCGGAUGUGCUACACAGAUGCUGUUCUUUGUCACUUUGGGGACCACAGAAUGCUUCCUCUUGGCAGCAAUGGCAUAUGAUCGCUAUGUUGCAAUCUACAACCCACUUCUCUAUUCAGUUAAUAUGUCACCCAGAGUCUAUGUGUCACUCAUCACUGCUUCUUAUGUUGGUGGUAUUUUACAUGGUAUUUUACACACAACAGCAACCUUCAGCCUCUCCUUUUGUGCAUCCAAUGAAAUCAGACAUGUCUUUUGUGAUAUGCCUGCACUCCUUGCUCUCUCCUGUUCUGACACUCACAUCAACCAGCUUCUACUCUUCUACGUUGUAGGUUCUGUUGAGGUAGUCACCAUCCUGAUUGUCCUGAUCUCCUAUGCUUUCAUUGUGUUGGCCAUUUUUAGGAUGCGUUCUGCUGAAGGGAGGCGAAAAGUAUUUUCCACUUGUGGUUCUCACUUAACAGGAGUGUCAAUUUACCAUGGAACAAUCCUUUUCAUGUAUGUAAGGCCAAAUUCUAGCUAUUCUUUGGACCAUGACAUGAUAGCAUCUAUAUUUUACACUGUUGUUAUUCCCAUGCUGAACCCCAUCAUAUACAGCUUGAGGAACAAGGAUGUAAAAGAAGCAAUGAAAAAAUUGCUUGAUAGAAAUUGGUUCAUAAAUAAAGUAUAUUUUUAG
This is a messenger RNA of Orycteropus afer afer, 987 nucleotides long. The record is from RefSeq and is a predicted model, not a curated record. Lineage: Eukaryota; Metazoa; Chordata; Mammalia; Tubulidentata; Orycteropodidae.